AUGGGGACUCCCAUUGUCUUACGCUUGAUGCUUUUAGUGUUUUGUGAGUUUGCUUUGCUUGUUGGUCUGAAGGCCAUCUCACAGUACAGUAGAGAUGACUUCCCGUCAGAGUUUAUAUUUGGGGCUGGCACCUCUGCAUAUCAGUAUGAGGGUGCUGCAGCCGAGGAAGGAAGGACUCCAAGUAUUUGGGAUACGUAUGCACAUGAAGGAAAUAUGAAGGAUGGUAGCACAGGAGAUGUGGCUUCUGAUGGUUAUCAUAAAUAUAAGGAGGAUAUUAAACUCAUGAGUGAUACAGGACUUCAAGCCUAUAGAUUCUCCAUCUCCUGGUCUAGGUUAAUCCCAAAAGGGAGAGGAGAAGUGAAUUCCCAAGGAAUUGAGUACUACAAUAAUGUCAUUGAUGAGUUGAUAAAGAAUGGAAUUCAACCACAUGUGACUCUUCAUCAUUAUGAUUUGCCACAAGUUCUUCAAGAUGAGUAUGGAGGAUGGCUAUCCCCAAAAAUCAUUGAUGAUUUCAAAGAAUUUGCUGAUGUUUGCUUUAGAGAAUUUGGCGAUAGGGUGUCUUAUUGGACCACCUUUAAUGAGGCCAAUGUGAUAGCUUUGUAUGCUUAUGAUUAUGGAGUUAUGCCUCCAAAGAGAUGUUCAUAUCCAUUUGGAGUUGAUUGUGUUGGAGGAAAUUCUACUACUGAGCCAUAUAUUGUUGCCCAUAAUAUCAUAUUGUCACAUUCUGCGGUUGUGGAGCUUUAUAGGAGAAGAUAUCAGGCCAAACAAAAGGGAAAGAUUGGCAUCAAUCUUUGGACUCUAUGGUGCUAUCCUUUGCAUGAGUUAGCAUCAGAUGAAGUGGCAGCCAAAAGAGCUAUAGAGUUUUUAAUAGGAUGGUUCUUGAACCCCAUCAUGUUUGGAGAUUAUCCAGAAAUCAUGAAAGUAUUUGCAGGCUCAAGGCUCCCAUCUUUCAGCAAAUCAGAAUCCCAGCAAGUGAAGGGUGCCUUUGAUUUCCUUGGUAUUAAUUACUAUUUCUCACUAUUUGUGACUAAUAACUUCAAUGCUCUCAACACCAAUCUUCGUGACUUCAGUGCAGAUAUGUUUGCAAACUUCACAGGUUCCACCAACCAGUCAGGCAUGAAAGACUAUCAACCUCUUAAUCUUCCUGUUAAUCCUCGAGGAUUGACUGAGCUAUUAAAAUAUUUCAAGGAAAAAUAUGGAAAUCCUCCUCUUUAUAUCCAGGAGAAUGGCUAUGGUGUUGAAGGAGAAGACAAGCUUAAGGACAUGGAAAGAGUAUCCUAUCUAAGUGGUUUCAUCGGAUGCAGCCUUGAGGCUCUGAGGAAUGGAUCAGAUUUGAGGGGAUAUUUUGUAUGGUCCUUUGUUGAUCUGUUUGAGCUCAUGGCUGGAUAUCAACUCCGAAUAGGGCUUUAUCAUGUUGAUUUUGACAAGGACAGAGAGAGGGUUCCAAAGCUGUCUGCCUAUUGGUACUCACAAUUCCUUAAAAAUGGCAAGCUCGUUAGCUUCAACAAUGGUGAAAAAAUUGCAGAAGCUCAAUAUGUCCAACAAGUUGUUGAUUCCAAGCUUGAAAAUGGUGGCUUUUUCAGUGGAUGA
Molecule: messenger RNA, 1590 nt
Organism: Dendrobium catenatum
Lineage: Eukaryota; Viridiplantae; Streptophyta; Magnoliopsida; Asparagales; Orchidaceae
Product: beta-glucosidase 2-like
Exons: 13
Coding region: 1-1590 (529 amino acids)
Biological process (GO): carbohydrate metabolic process
Molecular function (GO): beta-glucosidase activity
Source: RefSeq, a predicted model, not a curated record